Vitrella brassicaformis is the source of this 2699-nucleotide messenger RNA. NCBI's taxonomy places the organism in Eukaryota, Vitrellaceae. The record is from the annotation of a GenBank genome assembly.
GUGAGGGUAUCGCGAUGGAGGUAACAGGCUUGACCCAUCAGCAAUUCCAUCAUCCAGCCUCCUGUGUCUGUGUGCAUGUGCUUGUGUGCAGGGUACGGAGGAGGGCAAAUCAUUCCUCCGAGGUAGGUGGACUGACGAAGGGAGGGCGGGAUGGAGGGUGGGAGGGAUGUGUAUGUGUGUGCGCGCAAUGCAAUCCUCUGUGUGCGUGUAGCCGCUGUUCCCAAGCGGACCAUCGAGGACGACGACAAGUCAGGGCCCAACAAGGUGUUGCACCGCACCCACGACAACCAACAGCUGACGCGUCCAUUGCCCUCUUGUUUGUGUGUUCUGUCUGUUGUGCUGCUGGACGGAUGUGAUGUGCUGUAGCGGGGCCGUUUUGAGGGCGACGUAGCCGUAGCUCAUGUGCAGACCGACACGGAUCAUCAGGUAAAAUCUGUGUGUGCUCGCGCAUCUCUACCUUUUUGGAUACUCGAUGCCAUUCAUCUCACCAGGUCUCUCUCUCUGUGUGUGUCCGUGUGCGUGCGUGUCGGUCUGUGUGGUGCAGAUGGACGACACGCUCAAGAAGCGGAACCGAAACAUGUUUGCAGGGCUCCAGGGUAUGCACCGCACACACACACACACACACACAUUUCGAUGCACAUCUGUCCGCCCCUGUGUGUGUGUGUGUGUGUGUGUCGCUGUGCUUCAGAACAUUUGAAGAAGGCCCAUGACGCGCUUCAGACCGAGAAGGAGUCCGACACGGUCAGUCAGCACCUCCCCCGCCCCCCAGCCCCCCACGCACACACACACACACACACACACAUAUGCACGUCGGUGUGGGAAUAUCUCCUGUAGAUGGCGCACACCGUGGCCAGGGCGCAAGCAGGAACUCAGACUCAAGGAGAACGCCAGAAAGGAGGCCAAGGUAAACCAUGCAACACGGUAUCCACACACACACGACAGGGCACGUGGGACCAAGUCUUGUGUGUCAUGUGUGUGCGGAAACACAGGAUCGUCGUGCGAGCGACCAGCAGCGGUUGAGCGAGCUGGCCCGGGAGCUGCACAAGAAGGAGCUUCGGGAGCUGGUGAGCCGUCCCCUCACCACCACACACCGAUAGAGGCCCACCCCAGCCCUCUUGACCAUGUCGGAUGCUUGCUGGUGUGUCAGAAUGAGAAGUUGAGCAUCGACUACAGCAAGAUGCGCAACUUCAUCAGGACAGAGUCACCACCACACACCACACCACACCACACCGCACACACGAGCGCCGUACCCUGGUGCAUCCGUGUGUGUGUCCAUCCAUCCAUGUCUGUGUCCACAGGGCCGAGCCGGAGAUCUUCUAUCUACCGGCCAAGCACAACGGCGUCACGAAGCGCAAGCUCGCCGACACAGAGAUGCUCAUAGAGGUCGGUGAGUGAGGGGGAGGCAUCCAUCCAUCCAUCCACACCAGUGUGUGUGUGUGUGUGUGUCUGUGUGUGCAGCGCAAGCUGGAGUGUUUGAAGCAGAUUGACGAGUCGGGUAUGUUGCGCCGGGUGGGGGGCACCUCCAUGUGCACACACAUGUGUGUGUGUGUGCAGAGUUGGAAGCAUACGGAGGGCCCGCCCCCUCACCCCAUGGUCACUCACUGGUGGGUGCUUGUGUCUGUCUGCCGGUGUGAGGUGGAUGGAUGUGUGUGUGGUCCAUCGGUGGAUCGUCUCUCUGCCUCUGUUUGGCCGCAGUUGGGUAGUCCUGUUGGAGAAUCUGAAGGCCAAGGCACUGUCAACCAGCAGCAGCCCUUCCAGGCGGUACCAGAGGUGAGUGUGCCGACCUCACACACACAUCACAUCACAUCGCAUCACACCACAUCACUCAGGCCACACACACGUGUCUGUGGUCCAUGGCCUCAGGUGUCUGACGUUGCCAGCGAGGGGACGGGUGGCGCUGCGCUGUAUGUGUCUCCUCGGAAGGUGCGACGGGCGUUCACUCUUCCCGCAAAGCAGCUGAAGCCAACAGUAAGGCAUGCACACACGCGAGCCAAAGUCCAGUCAGCCAGCCUUCAUGUGUGUGUCGAUGGGGUGCAGGACCGCUUCCUGUACUGGGUGGGGCAGCGGACGGAAGCAGAGCAGGACAUACUCUUCGAUGGCAUAGGCAUGAUCGACAAGAAGCUCUUCACCACUUUUGAUACCUUCCUGAAGGAGCAGCUUCCGAUACGUACGUCAGGAGCAUUCCAUCAAUGACCCUCACUGUGCCGGGCCGUGCUGUGUGUGCUGGUUUAUGUGCGCAGCAGGAGAAGAGUGGCGCUGAGCAUCUGAGGGACAUCUGGCCAGAGGGCACCAAGCACCGGGACGAGCUGCAGCAGGCCUAUGACAAGUGGGUCGCGGAGAACCCCAAGAAGAACGCCACACGCACCAUCGAGGAUUACGCCAACAACCAGGUCAAGUAGAUGGCCAGUCGCCUGAAGAAGUAUCGGGCAAAGACAGAGGGGGGGGGAGAGAGUCAAGAGGAAAGUUGAUCUAGACCGACUGGGUGACGACUGACUGACUGACUGACUGACUGACUGUGUGUGUACAUAUCAACGUCUGUGUGUGUGUGUGUGUGAAUGGUCCACCUAUCUGACGAUGAGUGGUGCGGUGUGGUGUGAAUGAAUCUGGCUCAAAUGUCUAUAGUCUGUCUGCCUGCCGCCGGAUCGUCGCUUCUGUAUAUGUAUAUAUGGGUGUGUGUACGUGACGAUGCUCAUUUCGCC